Molecule: messenger RNA, 2243 nt
Organism: Hymenoscyphus albidus
Lineage: Eukaryota; Fungi; Ascomycota; Leotiomycetes; Helotiales; Helotiaceae
Source: the annotation of a GenBank genome assembly
CUUCACUAAUACAGUACUGUACUUCAACACCUAGGGGUAUGUCAACACCUACAUCAAAUCAAUCUCUGUCUCUCCAAUCCAUCAAUACCUUCACGAAUCAAAACAAACGAGACGAAUAAGCAAGGAAAGAAAAGAAAAGAAAAGCAAAAAUGGUCCAGAAAGAAGCAGUUCUCACGGACAAAGCUCCGGCUCCGUUGGCGUUCUUCUCGCAGGCUAUUAAGUGUCAGGGAAUGGUUUAUUGUUCGGGAAGUAUUGGAGGUGAGGUUUCCCUUCAUUUUCUUUGGUAUUUUGCAAGUUGUUCUAUUCCUUCGAGGAGCAUUGGUUUCAGGAAAGCUUGUCAGGCGUUGAAGAGGUGGAUGGACGAGGCAAUUCAAAGACGACAUUUAUGGUGGACUUGGGUUGGCGAUUGAAAUGAGGUGGAGUUACUGUGAUCCCUUAGACAUGGAGUGGAGGAUGUGAACUCCCUAUAUAAAUUUCUCAAAUUUCUCCCAAAAAUUUAAUUACAACCUUUCGUAAUUUUUUUAGCCACCAAGAAACUAACACCAUACAAAGUCGAUCCAGCAACCGGAAAGAUCGUCGAAACCGGAAUCCAGGGACGCACUGUAUAUAUCCCCUCUUCCCACCAAAACAAACAAGAAACACUUCACUAAUCAGACUCCACGUAUCAGGAACAAAUCCUCAAGAAUCUUGCAGCAGUACUAGAAGCAGCCGGCUCAUCAAUCGACAACUGCGUCAAAGGUAUUCCCUCACAUCCUUUCACAUCCUCUUCACUUUCCCCUUUACUUUAUCCACUUGCCACCUUUAAACGCCACGAAAUUCCUACUCAUAAGAUAAAAGUCAACGUCUUCAUCACCAAGAUGGAAAACUUCGCAGCCAUGAACGAAGUCUACGCCAAGGUAUUUACCAAAGACCCAAAGCCAGUGCGAACUUGUGUUGCGGUUUUUGAGUUGCCGCUUGGUACGGAUGUGGAGAUUGAGUGCGUGGCUCAUAUGUAAGGUUUGAUUCUUUGUUCUUAGGGAGAAGCGGUGAUGGAUGAUUUUUUAGAGGGUGAGAGAUGGUGAGUGGUAGGCUGAUUGGGAGUAGGGGAGGGGAGGGAGAGAGAAGCAGGUUGUGAGGAUGGGGAAAUGGAAAGGUGGAGGAUGAUUGGGAGGCAAGGGAUUGAGGGCAUCACAAGUUGAAGUUAGCCAAAUUUUCAAGAAUUAAAAGUUCCGUACUUGUGAACACUCCAAUACAAGAAUUCAGCCGGGAACAACGACUGGUCCUUUGAUACAGUAUGCCUUGUGCUGACACACGUGAUCUCCUCAUCGUUGUGUAAUUUGUGGUUGGCGAUCACCUCACGGCAGCUCAGCCUCACUACAUUACGUUUCUAGGAAACCGGGCUCAAAGAUAUAUAACCAACCUUUCUGAAAUCGUACUGAACCCAAAACUAAUUGAGCCCGGAUAACUGGUGAGCUGGAUCCAAAGGGAAACCAAGUUCUUAUUGACAAUGUCAUCGCCGCCACAAGAACCUGGUCAAGAGCCUUUGGAAACUGGCGGUGCUAACAAUGUUACUUUAUCGACUGCCUCCAUUGAGUUACAGUCAACAUCAUGGCGUUGGGAGUACCUCCCAUCCUACCGACUACUCCAGCUUGAUGUUGAAACAUACCUCAUCCAAGUCUUUGGGGAAUAUAAUUUCUAUAUUCAUGUAUGCGUCCUCCAAGAUUCCCAUUUUUUAUCUGGUAUACUAAUCAAAAAAUAUCUCAGUGGUGAUAAUUGGGUCUUCUGGGUUCCCCGAGCUCUAUCGGAUGUAAGUAGAGGGAAUCGUGACAACACUGAUGCCACAAUAUACCCAUAGCAACCUAGCUUACUAACAUAAAACAAGGACGAAAGAUACACUCUAUUAUCUCGACGAUACCUCCGCAGGUUCAAUCGACCCCGACAAGAACCAGCACCUCCCGCUUUCGCACAUACGUCCAUCCAGCAUAAUCAUAUCCUAAGAACUAUCUUACCAGUAGAAAGACUGGGAGCACCGUCUUUGGAACGAUGUCGAGCUUUUGAAAUCAUUCUGAUUUCCUGGUUUCCCGUUGCGGUUGUGAGUCUUGGGACUGGUCUCUGGCGCUCAUUUGCAACGGGUGGUGAGGGCAAAGGUUUCACGGAUGCUGCAUGGGUUGUUGCUACUGGGAGUGUGGUACUACUUGCCGUGCAGAAGAUACAUGAUCGACGGUGUAAGUUGGUAAGGUUAGGGGUGGAUUAGAUAUAUACGG